AUGGAAACUUUAGAUCUUGUAGUCAUCGGUGCAGGCGUCUUUGGCCUCGCUUCGGCCAAGGCAUUCCACCAACUAGAACCUCACAGGAGUUUGGCCAUUCUCGAUUCUGGUUAUACUCUUGGAGGUGUUUGGGCCAAGGAACGUCUCUAUCCGGGCCUUAAAACUAACAACAUGCUGGGAACCUACGAGUACCCCGAUUUUCCCAUGGACGAGACCUUCGGAGUCAAACCCAGUGAGCACAUUAGCGGCGAGGUUGUUCACAAUUACUUAACCAAGUACGCUCAAAGAUUCAACAUUUUCGACAAGAUUCGCUUUCGGUCAGCCGUUCUUACUGCUGAGCACCAGGAUGGCGCGGAAGGAGGCUGGGUUCUGACGGUGAAGAAUGUCGACACAGAUGCGCACCAUCAGAUCUAUGCUCGAAAGCUGAUCAUGGCUACCGGGCUCACUUCGGAACCCUUCCUGCCACAUAUCGAUGGCCAGGAGAGCUUCGGGGUGCCCUUAUUCCACAGCAAGGAUUUCAUUAAGCAUCAAGAGACGCUUAACACGGCCAGAUCAGUGACUGUAUUUGGCGGCACAAAAUCGGCUUGGGAUAUCGUGUAUGCGUAUGCCUCUAAAGGUAUCCAGGUCAACUGGGUCAUUCGAGAGAGCGGUCAUGGUCCGUCAUGGCUGGCCCCCCCUUACGUCACGCCGUUGAAGAAGUGGCUCGAGAAGCUUGCCCAUACCCGCAUGCUCACAUGGUUUAGCCCCUGUAUUUGGGGCGAAGCUGAUGGCUACACCGGAAUACGGAGGUUCUAUCACGGAUCCGCCGUUGGCCGUGCCAUCACCAACGUUUUCUGGUCGAUCUUGGGCAAUGAUGUUCACACACUCAACAAGUACGACUCCCACCCGGAGACAAAGAAACUCAAACCGUGGAGCAAGCCAAUGUUCGUGGCCUCUUCCUUCUCGAUUCUCAACUACCCUACCGACAUCUUCGAACUGGUACGCAGCGGCGUCGUCAAGGUUCACAUUGCAGACAUCACGGGCUUGUCAAGCCGGACAGUGCACUUAUCCGGUGGUACACAGCUUGACACGGACGCACUCUGUUGUGUUACCGGGUGGAAGCACGUACCACCCGUCAAGUUCCUGCCGGAGGGCAUCGACAGGGAACUCGGCCUGCCCCACACGCUCGGGCAAAGCACACUGUUUACAUCUGAGGCGGUGGAAAAGGCCGACCAGGAGAUCCUCACGCGCUUCCCGCGUCUUAAGAACCAGCCGGUCCAGAACAAGAACAUGAAGCCCCUCCUAUCCACCCAGGGCCUAUCCACACCCGAGAAUAUCAAUCCUUCCACUCCGCUCACCCCGUGGACACUCUACCGAUUCAUGGUCCCGCCCUCGGCCCGCUUCCUCCAGACGCGGGACAUAGCCUUUGCCGGUGUGCUGCUCAAUUUCAGCACUCACAUGAUAGCCCACGCCCAGUCGCUCUGGAUCAACGCCUAUUUCAACGACGACCUGCCAGCCCGCGUCCUGCCGCCUCUGAAUCAGCAAUAUGAAUUUGAAGUGAAGGAGACCGAGGUCGCCAAGUCCCUGGACGAGCUCCGUUACGAGACGCUGGUGCACGCCCGCUUCGGCAAGUGGCGGUACCCGGCCGGCCACGGGUCCCAGUUCCCCGACUUCAUCUUUGAUGCGGUGCCCUACAUCGAUCUGCUGGUGGGCGAUCUGGGUCUGAAGGUGCACCGCAAGAAGGGCUGGUUUGCGGAGAUGACGGAGCCUUAUGGUCCUGAAGACUAUAGGGAUUUGGUGUCGGAGUAUAUGGCAAAGGUACGGACGGAUUAGGAGGCGUGGUUCUCAGUUGGUGCCGAUGUCUGUUUGGGAAGCUCUUGGGGAUUGUUUCAACCGCUCGCUGCUCGCUUUCAUCAGGUGGAGGUUCGUGUCGAGAAGCAUUAUAUAUACCUGGGGGCUAGUUGAUAUCGGAGGGGUCGUCUUCUACCAGCGUCGCGUUGUAUUUUGAAAUGGCCGAGCUCAGUUCGGGAGGAUAUCUUGUCGUAUGGUAUGACACUUGCUUGAAGUAUCCUUGAGCCUCGCAAAU
Messenger RNA from Canariomyces notabilis, 2065 nucleotides. Its product is annotated as FAD/NAD(P)-binding domain-containing protein. The transcript has 4 exons. The record is from RefSeq and is a predicted model, not a curated record. The coding region runs from base 1 to 1812 and encodes 603 amino acids. NCBI's taxonomy places the organism in Eukaryota, Fungi, Ascomycota, Sordariomycetes, Sordariales, Chaetomiaceae.